Cyphellophora attinorum is the source of this 870-nucleotide messenger RNA. RefSeq names its product NADPH-dependent 1-acyldihydroxyacetone phosphate. Gene Ontology annotation, biological process: phosphatidic acid biosynthetic process; triglyceride catabolic process. The transcript is spliced from 3 exons. The record is from RefSeq and is a predicted model, not a curated record. Lineage: Eukaryota; Fungi; Ascomycota; Eurotiomycetes; Chaetothyriales; Cyphellophoraceae. Gene Ontology annotation, molecular function: acylglycerone-phosphate reductase (NADP+) activity; triacylglycerol lipase activity. The coding region runs from base 1 to 870 and encodes 289 amino acids. Gene Ontology annotation, cellular component: endoplasmic reticulum; lipid droplet.
AUGCCUUCGCAGCGAUCUGUAUUGAUCACAGGCUGCAGUCAGGGCGGAAUUGGCGACGCUCUUGCGCAGCGUUUCCACGAGGAGGGUCUACUGGUGUUCGCAUCAGCCAGGAAUCUCGCCAAAGUCGAGCACCUGAAAACUUUGGGCAUCCACGUCCUGCAACUGGACGUUGUCGACCAUGACUCCAUCGCACGAACUGUCCGUGAGAUCACUUCUUUGACGAGUGGGAAACUAGAUGUGCUCAUUAACAACUCUGGAGGUGGAUACGCGGUCCCUCUGCUCGACUCUGAUGCACGCAAGGCUAAAGACAUGUUCGAGGUAAAUGUCUUUGCGCUCAUCAGCGUCACGAAAGCCUUUUUUCCUCUGCUCACGACAUCGAAAGGUACCGUCGUCAACAUCGGCUCUGUGUUGGGCUAUACGCCUUACCCGUGGUCAGGCUGGUACAACGCCAGCAAGGCUGCUGCCAAUCUUCUCACCGACCAGCUCCGAGUCGAACUUGAGCCGUUUGGGGUUAGAGUCGUCUUGGUUGUUGCUGGUGCCAUAAAAACGAAAUUCAUGGAAAAUCUUGCAGACUUGCCACAUCUUUUGCCGAGCUCGCCGUACUAUCCUGCCAGGGGCGUGGUCGAGGAAGUCAUGUCCGGGAGCGAGUUAGAAAAGGGGGCGGCCGAUGUCAACGUCGUCGCUCGGGCGAUUGUCAAGAACGUGUUGCAAACAACACCCAAAAAGCACCACUGGCUUGGUGGUGGGUCUUCAACCAUAUGGCUUGCGCACACCUUUGGCUGGGCUACUGUCUGGGACUUCUUAUGGACUUCUGCGGCAAAUCUUGGUACUGUGUCCCAGAUACUGAGGACGAAACAGAAGUCGACAUGA